GAAGAGGAAGAGUGAGAUCAGAGACGCUCGGCAGAGAUCAGCGUGGUGAGAAGAGAGCAGGAGAACCAGACCAAGAGACGUGAAACAAGCGGCACCGGACUUAAAUGACCACGUUUAAACGUUAGUUCUUGUUAAAGGAAAAGAGACUGACUGUCUCCAUCGUCAAAUCAGGAUGUUUGUUCUCAUCUGUGCGACUCUGCUCUUCUCUGUGAGACGCAUCACUGCUGCCACAGAUGGAUCAGUGACAAGCUGCCCUGGUAAAUACUGUAUCACCGUCAGAGAAGGAGAAAUAGCUGCAGAGGCUGGACUCUGUGUGGUCAUACCGUGUUCUUUCACCACUGCUUCUUCUUUUACACCCAAACAUCUGCUGUGGAACAAAUGUGAACCAUUAAAACUAAAAUGUGCUAAUCCAGUUUUGAUAUUUCACUCCAACAAGAACGUCACAGUUCAGGCUGGGUUUAAAAAACGAGUUUCACUGCUGGAGCCUGAUGUGCGUCUGAAAAACUGCCGCAUCAUCAUCAAUGACCUCACUGAGUCAGACUCUGGAUCUUAUCAGCUCAGAGUUGAAGGUGUAAAUAAUGGGAAAGCAGAUGGAUUCACAUUCUCUCAAAAAGUAAACAUCUCUGUCAAAGGUCUGACCCAGAAGCCCACAGUGGGGAUUCCUCCUCUGACAGAGGGGCAGCAGACCACACUGAGCUGCACUGCUCCUGGUCUCUGCUCUGGAUCGGAUCCUGAGAUCACCUGGACGUGGAGAGGAGCAGGAGAGAAGGACUCUCACAUCACAGGAAACAUCACUGCUGUGAAGACCGAGAACCUGACUUCUGUCACACGGAGACACAGCUCAACUUUGACCUUUAACCCUUCAGCUGAACACCACGGCACCGAUGUGACCUGUAAGGUCAGAUUCACCAACAACAUCACUACAGAGGAGACGGAGACUCUGAUUGUGACCUAUAUGAAGAAACCUGUGAUCAGCGGAAACACAGCGGUUAAAGAAGGAGAUGUUCUCCGUCUGACCUGCAGUGGAGAUAGUUUCCCUCCAUCUCGUGUCACCUGGACUAAACUUCCAAUCAAAAAUGUCCUGCACAACGUGAGUGGAGCAGCGACUCUUCUCAUCUCUAAUGUGACAGCAGAGUGUUCUGGUCAGUACGUCUGUACAGCGGAGCAAAGGAUCACUAAUGUGACUACAGCUGCUGAAGUAACCGUGACGUUUUUUCCAAAGAUCAGUAAUCAAACCCCUGGUGAGUGUGUGAGCAACAAUGUGACCGGGGAAGCAGAGCAGACCCUCACAGAUCUGCUUUCCUCAUUUCUCAUCAGCUUCAAAAACCUGCACGUCCUCAUUGCGUUUUUCAUCGGGAUUCUUCUUUCAGCAACCAUCUGCUGUUUGGCCCUAAAAUGCUGCCGAAACCAACAGAAGACCUCUGGUGGAAUGACUCUGGAGAUGGUGACCACUCAAGCGGUUCCACUGAUGGAUCCUAAUCAAGCAGCGGAAAGCGACGGGACCCGCGGCCCAGAAGGUGACGUGCAGCCCAGAGAGGUGGAGUACUCGGACAUCGACUUUUCCUUGGUGAAAACAAAGCGUGCCGGAGGGGCCGAGGAUACGCGGGAGACCCCAGAUACAGAGUACGCCGAGAUCAACAACAAGGGAACGGAGGAGAGGCAAAGUGAUGGUGCUGAGGACAGUGAAGUGAUGGAGGGCCGGGAAGAGGUGGAGGAGGAGGAGGAGGCCAUAGGGGAAGAUAAGGACACAGAAGAGUGUGUGCUGAAGGAGGAGGGUGGAGGAUUUCCGAAUGUGGUUGGAUGCAUUGAUGGCACACAUAUUCCCAUCAUUGCACCUUCCGAAAAUGAAGCGGACUAUGUCAACAGGAGGUCCAUCCACAGUAUUAAUGUGCAGAUCAUAUGUGAUGCUGCACAUCUCAUUACAAAUGUGGAGGCCAAGUGGCCCGGUUCUGUUCAUGACUCACGAAUGUAUCGUGAGUCAACGCUGAGCAACAGACUGGAAACUGGAGAGAUUGAUGGCUUUCUGCUGGGAGAUAGGGGUUACCCAUGCCGACCAACACUAAUUACCCCUUACCCAGAACCUGAACCAGGCCCCCAGCGCCGCUUCAAUGUGGCACACUGCAGGACGAGAGCCCGGGUGGAGAUGACCAUAGGCCUGUUGAAAGCACGUUUCCAGUGCCUACGUCACCUCAGGGUAACCCCUGAAAGGGCCUGCGACAUUAUUGUGGCAUGUGUUGUUCUCCAUAAUAUUGCCAUAAUUAGAGGGGAGCAACACCCUGCCCUACAAAUACAAGACCCAGAGGAAGACCCCAUCAACCCGGCAGAUUUCCAGGAGGGAAGGGUAGUCCGGGAUAUGAUAUGCCGAAAUGUCUUCACAGAUUAAUACACAUUAUAUCCACCACCUAACCAACCAACCA
This is a messenger RNA of Gasterosteus aculeatus aculeatus (three-spined stickleback), 2417 nucleotides long. The record is from RefSeq and is a predicted model, not a curated record. Lineage: Eukaryota; Metazoa; Chordata; Actinopteri; Perciformes; Gasterosteidae.